Molecule: messenger RNA, 738 nt
Organism: Bactrocera latifrons
Lineage: Eukaryota; Metazoa; Arthropoda; Insecta; Diptera; Tephritidae
Exons: 2
Coding region: 1-738 (245 amino acids)
Source: RefSeq, a predicted model, not a curated record
AUGGUUUCGAGACAAGUAACCGUCUACACAAUAUUCCUUGCGUUGCUGUGUGCGCAUGUCAGAGCACAAAAUAUCGACAAUGAUUUGGCAAAGAUUAAUAACGAUUUGUACGCAAUCCUCGGGAAGAAAAGCGGCAUCGCGUCCACACCGGAUGAAAUGGAAUACAAUGAGGAAAUAGAUAAAGUACAGAUGGCCAGGAGUAGGAACGAUGGUACUACUCAAACUGACAAGCGAAACUCACUCAGUGCAAAACUGGAAGCCAAAAGGCAAUUUGAGUAUUACGAAAACCGCAGAAAUGAGUUAAAAGAAACGAUUAAUAAACUUUUAUCACUGGCUGAAAACUUGAACGCCACUUCGAUUGUCAACAGCUUAAAGACCGCCCUGACCCAGAGAAAUAAUUUUAAAGAAUUCGCAAUAGCGACUGCUUUGGAGCAAUUGGUGGCAGUCAACAAUGGGAUGCCGAAUAAUAUGAUUGGUGGCCCUGUGCAGCCAAGCGGUCCCAGUGCUGGUCCGAGUGAUUUAAGCAAUUUUCUAGACAUUUUAUCGAAAUUCGUGCGGUCCGGCGGCCAUUUGUUUUCACCUACCGUGUAUAACCAAAUAAGUCCUCCGUCAAUUAAUUCGCAAUCCGACAAUAACUUAAACCAACAACUAAAGGACUUGUUAAAAAAGUUAAACAAACGGCUUGCUUCCUUAAGCGAGAGGGACUAUGAUGACUGGUUGGAGUGGUUUGAUUGGUAA